AUGGGCUCAUUUGCGUACGAUGCGUACGGUUGUAUCAUCAGUAUUGACUUUGGUACAACGUUCUCCGGCAGCUGUUAUGCUACUAUCUAUGAUAAAGAGACAAAAGACUUGAACGUGAUCAAGAACGACACUAAAUUCAUCCAAACUGCAGAUUUGGACCGAGACGAUAUUAUUAACAUUGAGCAAUGGAACGAGACCAAGGGAAAUAAGACGCCAACAGUAGUCGUCUAUGAUGAGCAUAUGCACUUGUCGCAUUGGGGAAAAGCAGCUACAAAACACAUUGCAACAAAGAGGAGCCCCCAUGAUAUCGUCCUGGAGAAAUUCAAGCUGAAACUGCCCAAGUCUGUCUCGCAAAAGGGCGCUGUUCUUGUCUCUGGCAACCUGGAGCAAGAUGACGAGGAAGCCAACAUGCGAGCCACUAUUGAUUUCUUCCGUGUGGUGUAUGACCACAUUUUCAACCAAAUCCAUACUCAUAGACCAAGCUCAAAGAUUGAAUUCACCAAGGAUGAUAUUCGUUUUGUAAUUACAGUGCCUGCAAUUUGGAACGAUGUAGAGCGUACUAUUAUGAGAAAUGUUGCCGUAUCCGCUGGUCUCAUCUCUGAAAAGGACCAUGAAAACAGACUGAUCAUCAUCAAUGAAUCUCUCGCUGCAACAUUGUACUGUGAGCGUGAAACAGCCGAAAAUGAUAUUCAAGUAGGCACCAACUACAUUAUAUGCGAUGCUGGUGGAGGCACUGUCGAUAUUGCCUCAUUCGUAGCCACCAAAGCCUUGGAAGAGAACAAAAGUUUCCCACGAUGCCAACUGACUACUGAUACUGGUGAACGAUGUGGAUCAACGUAUCUUGACGAGAGGAUGAAAGAGCUGCUCAUGAGAGUCUUGUUCAGGCCCAAUGAUAAGACCAUUUACCACUCGGAAGAACAGAAACAAGAGUUUGGUAAGCUUGGAUUCAUUGACUACACUGCUGAGGAAAGAAAGGAGCUUGAUAUCAUCGUCGCUGAUUUAUUGAAGCAAUUCAACGAGGAACAGGGUUUGAAGUACAAUUUUUCUGCUCCAGUCUCUUGUGAGAUCAUUGACCAAGAGUCAUCCGCUGAAAGCAGUAGUGACGAUGAUACCGAGUCAGAAGACGAGGAAGACGAGGAAGACGAUGAAGACGAUGAAGACGAUGACGAGGAGGAAGAUGAAACAGGAGAAAAUGACCCUUACCGAGAAAACGUUACUAGCUUUAGAAUUUCGCAUCUCAACGCCAUCAAAAAGAUCAGAUACCAACCUGUUAGUGAGGCAAAAUACGAAGUAGAUCCAACAUCAGAUAUUGGUACGAUGCUUCUUAAAGUUUCCUAUGAAACGAUGCGAAAUCUAGUCUUUGACCCAGUAAUCAACACAACCAUCAAACUAUUGGACAAGCAAAUUGACAAGAUCAAGGACACUGUUGUUGCCACGUUCCUUGUUGGUGGUUUCGGAAGAAAUCCAUAUUUGCAUUAUAGAAUCAAAGACAAGUUCAAGAUCGCCGACGAGAAUGGCAAUAUUACUGGCUACAGAUGUGGUAAAUUAUAUGAUGAUGAUAAAGGAGAUCUGGCCGCUAUGAGAGGUGCUUUAUAUUAUGGUUUAGAUGGCAGCCGCAAGCCGACUCAAACUGAUGUUAUUGAAAGGCCUUACGAUGAUGAUAAAGACGCCUCAGGUACCGAUCACGACGGCUUUGUUGCAGACACUUACAACAUGGUGAUAUGCUAUGACAUUGGCUAUGAUUUUACAUCUUGCUCAUACCUCGACUUGAGUGACAGAAACAACGAAGACGAUCAAGAGUUUGUUUUCAUUGACGAAUGGCCUGGUGCUGCAGAAAAUACCACCCGUAUACCCACAGCAUACAGAUCUGCCAGUGAAUGGGGCGCUCAGGUCCUCAAUCCUACUGAAACAAAACCCGAAGAAUUUGUGGUGCCUACCAAGCUCAUGUCCAUUGUCAAAGGCGAUUGUAGACGCUACUUUGCUAAUUUGAUCAGUGCUAUGCAAGAUCAUGUUUGUGGUGUUAUUGAAAAGAACGGAACAAGCGUCAACCGUGACAAGAUCAGAUACUGCAUUACCAUGGAAAACAGCUAUAAAUUCUUCUUCCGUAAAUCAGAUAUGCGUCAAGCCGCCAUCAAGGCUGGAUUGAUUAGUAGUGAAGAUAGCACCAAACGUCUAUUGCUCAUCAAACGGGAAGAUGCAUCUGCCAUGCAUUUCGAGGAGGAACAUUUUAGACCAGAUGAUAAAGAAAAGAAGGCUUUCAAUUCCAAAUUUUUGCAAAUUUUCUUCCGCCAUGAUACCUGCCAUUUAUCAUUACAAGAGGCUACCAAAUUGAGCGGCUACAAUGACAAGAGAAUGGCCAUUUUGCAAGAGGUACAAGAGGCGAGAGGGAAAUCCGCAGAGACCAAAAGCAAGGAGAGUGACACCACCACCGUAGCUUCAGAAAGCGAAGAGGAGCCUGUCAAAGAACCAUACUUUAGAAAUGUUCGUGGUAUUCGAUCCGCUACUCUGCCUUUUGACUUUAUACAAAAACUGGUCCUCAACUUCAAGAUUUAUGUGGACAAAAACAUGCAAAACUGUAUUAAUUGCUCCAACCGUGCGCUGUCAAACGAGCAUGAAACUAAUUAUGACCCAUUCAGCCCGGACUUCAAGAAAGGCUUUCUUGCAUAUGUCAAGACUGAACUAGAUUUCAGCAGUAAUGAGCACAUUCAGAAGAUUAGCAUUAGAAAGGAAGGAUGCUGUGAAGUAUACAUUUCGGUCUACGAUCUUUUGGAACAUGUCUUUAGACCUGCCAUUCGCGACCUAGUGUCUGAUAUUAGCCGAUACGCUACCCAAGUCGAUAUCGUCAAUUUCCGUAUGGACAAGAUCUUUUUGAUUGGAAAGCUGGUUGAGGCACAAGAAGCAACUUACUCCUUCUUGGAAAGAAUCAUUACCAAGAACAUAUCUGAGGUUUUGAAUAUUGGCAAUGAUUUUAUCACUACAUCUGAUAAGAUCGAAGAAGAAAACCAUAUCUUGGGCGCUCAAAUCUACGCAAGGGAUCCUACUACCUACACUGAACGAGUUGCAAGAAAAACCUAUGUCAUUGGCAUCCAAUCAUACACUGUCCAGCAGUUUAAGGGUGACAUCAAGAAGCAGAUCCAAGCGCUAGAAAACGCAAAUGAGGAUAACAAGGACAAAAUAUACGAUUUGGAAGCUGAAUACGCUCUACGAGGCGUAGAAGGACCGGAAUUAUUCUACCAGCCUGAAUUUAACCCAUCUUUGUGUGUGCCAAAGGGACCAGGGGACUCAACCCUGCUAAUUGAAAGAGGAAAAAAAGUAUUAGAGAAGGAUCAAGAGGCAGGCAUUGAAAGAAAAUUCUUUGCCCACGAAGAAUGCCUUAUUUAUGCCAGUAUCUAUGUCACUGAAGAAUAUGACUCUGAUGAAACACUGAGACAAAACAAACUGGACAAGGAAAGAUACCAAAGAAUUCACCAAUUUGAGAUCUAUUUAAAGAAGGACAAGGACGAUCCAAUGGCAAAUUUCAAGGACAAUCGUCUUCACUUCACUGUGCGAAUGAUACCAGAUAACAACGAAGUUAUAUUCGAAGCCAACGUCUCUUCUAGAAUUGGUAGAAAGAUUCCAGAAUUCCGUUUCCGUGAUGAAAUUUUGGUCGCUCAAAUCUACAAUGAUGUGAACAGAAUUCCAAAGUUCGAAUCUCAACGCAAGGAAGAGCCAAAGCAACAAAUCGACAAAUAA
Molecule: messenger RNA, 3732 nt
Organism: Mucor velutinosus
Lineage: Eukaryota; Fungi; Mucoromycota; Mucoromycetes; Mucorales; Mucoraceae
Exons: 8
Coding region: 1-3732 (1243 amino acids)
Source: RefSeq, a predicted model, not a curated record